Molecule: messenger RNA, 5001 nt
Organism: Girardinichthys multiradiatus
Lineage: Eukaryota; Metazoa; Chordata; Actinopteri; Cyprinodontiformes; Goodeidae
Product: glutamine synthetase-like
Exons: 11
Coding region: 2003-3124 (373 amino acids)
Cellular component (GO): cytoplasm
Molecular function (GO): glutamine synthetase activity
Source: RefSeq, a predicted model, not a curated record
AUGAUGAUGUCAUGGCUUUGUAAGCAUCUGAUAGCAUAACUUGAGUUAAAUGGAGAUGUAUUUCUGGGCAAUUCCUAUAACAGACUGGUUUCUUCUGCAACAUCAUGGUAAAAUCUAAAAAAGUCAACAAAAAAUCAAGAAGAGAAUUGUAGCCCUUUACAGGUCUGGUUUGUCCUUGGGUUCAUAUUUCUGAAGGUGCUAAGGUAAUCUGCUCAGAAAAUUAUAUUUAAGUAUGGGAGCCAUGAGAAUGUCAAUUAACUUGAGCAACAGUUUUUAAUGUUGUUUCUUAGGAAAACUAGAUCUCUCUACAUGAUCUACAAAUGCAAACUGUGUUUUGCAUAAUCUCUGAUAAGUGUAAAACAAUUGGAUCCAGUUUUGACCCGUCUACAUACAGUGGGUUUCAUGUCUUGAUCCAUAAAAUGUAUGGAUAACAAUUUGGUUGUGUUUUCCCAAAGAGGAUCUCAAACUGUGUUUUAGGUUCUAAGCUGUAGAUGAUCAAAAUCAGUCCAGUGUGCAGAAAAAUUUGAAAUGGCCUCUUUAAUUUGCACCGAUUUGAAAAGUUGAAUCAAGGGAAGGGGUGGACAUGUCCAGCUUUGACUAGUUGGACAUGCCAGUAAGCAAUAAACAACUCGUUUGGUUUGCAACUGAUAGAUUUCUCUUUCCAGUGCUUGUGUCUCCCCCUAACAUGGUGGCACCCAGGGCAAAGAGCCAUAUUUCCCAUAACAGAAACAGCUAGCAAUUAAUAGCAGAAAUACUUCUGUUCACGAUGAAAGGCUAAAACAAAGUCAUACUUUGAUUUAAGAACCAUGGGUUUGGAUCGAAUCAUGUGAAUGGCCUAGUCAAAGUCCAGAUCUAGAGCAAAUUCACAGGGCGCUCUCCAUUCACUCUGAUGGAGUUUGACCUGCUUUGGAAAGAAGAAUGGACAGAAAUUUAGAUGGGUGGAUAAAUCUUUCAGAAGGCUUGCAGCUGUAACUGCAUUACAAACCUUUGGGUCAGGGUGGCUGAAUACAAACGCACACCAAACCUUUCUGAUUUUUAUUUGUAAAAUAGUUUGAAGACCAGCACUUUGUGGUACUGUAUUCCAUAAAAUCCCAAUAAAGUACUUUUGAUAUUAUGUAUAAGGGGUAUUAAAGCCUCAUCUUGCUUGGAAACCUGUUUCAUUUUGCUGAAACGUUUCAUCAGCCUCUUGGUGAAGGGAUGACGACAUGAUGCCCCUUAGCAACGGUAGCGUCUCUACGGCAACAUCCUCCGGUGUCCCCUCUGUGCUGCUGCAGCGCGACCCUCAUCUGUUGUUUCUAAGGGAGGCAGGAGGGGAAGACGGUAGAAAUGGAUACCAUAACUCCGAUCCUCUGAGGGAAGAACUGCAGAUGAUGGCGUGUUGUCAUGGGUGAGAAACGUGCGAGCUGGGAGCCUGAAGUUGUAGCGCAAACGAGGACAUCUGCAGGAGCCGCCUCUCGUCCUUCUUGAAUGGAUCCCGCCUUGCUCAUCUUCCUGCUAUACGUGAUGAUCGCGCACGACCUGGUGUGCGGCUUGAUGCAGCACCGCAGACAGAGCGCCAGACCCAGAACACCCGCAGCUGGACCUCUGUUGCGCUCAAGCGCCCGGAUGGGUCAGGGAGUUUUGAGGACCAACAGACUGUCGGCAGGUGUGAGCCGAGGGGGGAGGGACCUGAGAAAAACCGGACGAAUUGUGAGAAAAGCAUAACAAGGACAAAAGCUAAUCUGACGGAAACUGAACAUACAAGCAGCUUCUGGGCACUAAUUGUGUUCAGUGAGCUGCGAGACCCUCAGCUCAGCAAACAGCAAACGGUCGCUCGGCAUCAGCAGAAGGUCUCACUUGGCACAGUGGCAACAAAUGAAUGCCAAUAACUCCUCCUACAGUCGCAGGGAGCCUGUGAAAUGUCACUGCAGGACAUUUAAAUACCACAAACAGGUUAAGGCUUAACACUCACUGGACAAGUUCAACAGACACUUCUCCUGAAACCACCUGCCGUACAGAGACCAUGGCAUCAGUGUCCACCAGCGCCCGUCUCAACAAGGCGGUCCGGCAGCAGUACAUGAGCCUGCCUCAGGGGGAGAAGUGCCAGGUCACGUACAUCUGGGUGGACGGCACUGGAGAGGGGCUCCGCAACAAGACAAGAACCCUGGAUGCAGAACCAACCAGCGUUGAAGAUAUUCCUGAAUGGAACUUCGACGGAUCGAGCACCUACCAGGCCGAAGGCUCCAACAGCGACAUGUACCUCAUUCCAGUUUGUAUGUUCAGGGAUCCCUUCACCCUAAACCCCAACAAACUCGUCCUCUGUGAGGUCAUGAAAUACAACUACCUACCUGCUGAAACCAACCACCGCCACAGCUGCAACAAAGUGAUGGAGAAGGUGAGGGAACAUUGCAUGUGGUUUGGCAUGGAGCAGGAGUACACGCUUCUGGGAACAGAUGGACAUCCUUUUAGCUGGCCUCCGCAAGGAUUCCCAGCACCUCAAGGUCCCUACUACUGUGGAGUGGGAGCAAAAAAUGCAUAUGGACGGGACAUUGUGGAGUGCCACUACAAAGCCUGCCUCUAUGCUGGGGUUAAAAUCUAUGGCACCAAUGCUGAAGUUAUGCCAUCUCAGUGGGAGUUCCAGGUGGGCCCCUGCGAGGGCAUUGAGAUGGGUGACCAUCUGUGGGUGGCACGCUUCCUGCUGCAUCGUGUGUGUGAAGACUUCGGGGUGGUGGCAACCCUGGACCCCAAACCAAUAAAAGGCAACUGGAAUGGCGCUGGUUGCCACACAAACGUCAGCACCAAGCAGAUGAGGGAAGAUGAAGGACUGCAGUACAUUGAGAAGGCCAUAGACAAGCUGGCCAAAAAGCAUAAAGAGCACAUUAUGGUGUAUGACCCGCAUGGAGGCAAGGACAACUUGAGGCGCCUCACAGGUCUGCACGAAACCGCCAGCAUCGACGACUUCUCAGCUGGCGUGGCCAACCGAGGAGCCAGCAUCCGCAUCCCCCGGCAGGUGGGCAAGGACAAGAGGGGCUACUUCGAGGACCGUCGCCCUGCAGCAAACUGUGACCCUUACACAGUGACAAUGGCCAUUGCUCAAACCUGCCUUAUUGAUCUGAAGGAGGAAGAAGUAGAAGUUAUUAACUAAAUGUACAGGCAGAUUACUCAGCACGGUCCAAGCAGACUGUUUUUACUUAUCUGGUGAUAUUUAAUGUUUCAUUUUACCAGCUUAUUCCAAUGUGAAAUGAUAAACGUUGAAAAAUUUAAAGAAUUAGAUACAGCACCUUACAAAUGUUCUUCCUUUAGAACCUUUUCACGUUUUGUCGCAUUGCAGCAACACACUUCUUGGAUUUUUUUGUGAUAGAGCAAUACAAAUUGGUGCACAAUUGAAGCUGAAUGAAAUAAUUGCACUGUUUUAAUUAAAGAUAAAAUCAGAAAGUGCAACAUGCAAUUGUAUUUUGACUCCAAAUAGUUUGUAGAAUCACCUUUUGUUGUUCAUCUAGCCAGAGUACUUUCUGCUGAAUGUCCUAAUUGACUUGUGGGAAACUUUAAAUGACAAAUCCUAUAGGUUUUGAUAAAAACGCAGAUUUGUAGAGCGCUCAACUAAUAGUAUUCUAUUGACAGCUUCUCGCACCCGAGCUGUGGAUCUCUACAGCUCCUCUAGAGCAGGGUUUCCCAAACUUUUCAGCCUUCAACCCCCAAAAUAAAGGUACCAGAGACUGGCGACUCCCUAAAAUGUAUAUAAUUUUUACCCUCUAUAAAAACAAAAUUACAGUUGAUAAUUUAUUUUCAUGAUUUAUUAUUUGAUUAUUUAAUGGUACAUUACAUGGUACAUUUAUUUAUUUCAUGAUAAAUUAAAACAAUUUUUAUUUUGGCCCUUUUGGCCCUCCAUCUUUAUGAUUCUGAAAAUCAUCUCGCGACACCCCACUUGGUGUCUCGCAACCCCGUGGGGGUCGGGACCCCUGCUCUAGAGUAACUAUGAGCAUCUCUGAUUAAUGUUCUCCUUGCGUCAGUUUGCCACAUCUUCCUCCCUGAUUUAUCUGCUGUGUUCCUUGGCCUUCAUGAUGCAGUUUGUUCACUGAGGUUCUCCAACAAAUCUCUCAGGCCUUCACAGCACAUACUGAAAUUAAUUUACACACAGAUGGGCUCUAUUCACUAAUUAGGUGACUUCUAAAGGCAGUUACUUGAACUGCAUUUCAUUUCGGGGUAUCAGAGUAAAGUGAGCACAAUUCAAGUGCACGUCACACUUUUCAGAUUUUUAUUUUUAAAGAAUGAAUCGUUUUUCAGUGUUGAUCUAUCACAUAAAAUCCCAAUACUGAUGUGUGUGGUUGUGACCAAAUUUGAAAAAGAUAAAGGGGUGUGAAUACUUUCACAAGGUACUGUAGACCAAAACAAUACAAAAGAACACUAAACAAUCGGAAACAGUGGUAACCAGACCACAAAUUGACAAAAACUACGAAAAACAGGCAUGAAAGCAAUAAAAACAGUAACAAAUUUAAUCCAAACACUAAUACCCUCACUACAGCAGAGGAAAAGGAUAUAAAAGUGAUUACAAAGUACCACUGCCACAGCUUAAAUAUAUGGAACAUAACUAAAAGAGAUGCAAAUCACAAGAAAAUAAAGAUGCACACCAAAUGAACAUACAAAGAGUGUCUGGAUGGAUGCCCAAUGAGCAACUGUUUGUUGUAAAAGUACACUCAAACAAAACCACUGUUAUGGGCUUAGGGUUCGCUGUUUCAAAAUCCGCCCAUGCCUUUAAGCUGCCUGUGUGUUAUAUACUGUAGCAUCAUUACAACAUGAUCAGAUUCAUCUGUGAGUUUACCUCCAGUGGAUUCAAUUUACUGAACUGACAGCAUUGGUGGGAGGUUUAUUUAUGUGUACGGACACAUAAAUAAUUCUCAUAAAAGAAGAGCUCGGUUUAAAUGUUGAUGUUCUUUGUUGUCGUAUUUGUAUAACAAGAUAAGUGCUUAUAUGUUAAACUUUGUGUUUUCUGUCAGAAGUAAAUUAAAGAUGUCUUUUGUCUCA